This is a messenger RNA of Liolophura sinensis, 3245 nucleotides long. Its product is annotated as limulus clotting factor C-like. Gene Ontology annotation, biological process: proteolysis; complement activation. The transcript is spliced from 17 exons. Gene Ontology annotation, cellular component: extracellular region. Lineage: Eukaryota; Metazoa; Mollusca; Polyplacophora; Chitonida; Chitonidae. The record is from RefSeq and is a predicted model, not a curated record. Gene Ontology annotation, molecular function: serine-type endopeptidase activity. Bases 995 to 2650 code for a protein of 551 amino acids.
GUGAAAAUUUGGUCAGAAUAACGCUUCUGAUGAGGAUGGAAGUCCUUGCAACACACAUCAACUUGAAAUGUCGGCCGUAUAUGGGCGUAUAGGCUACUCCAUAAGCCUCGAUGCGUAACAUGCAGAAGAUGGCUGCUACGGUUACUGUCGAGUUAGCUCGACGUCUCUGCGUUCUUAUAGUGGUCACAGGUGUCACAAGCAAUGUUGUAUUGAGAGUAGCGAGUACGGAGUGUGAUGAUAACGUCAUCAGCUGUCCUUGUGGCACUGAUGGAAGAAAUACAGUCGUCACUGUAAAAAUGUGCUUCAACGUGAGCGCUGGUUGUCUACCCUGUGAUGGACCUUAUACCUCACAGUCUAUCUGCGAACAAUUCCGGUACUGCAAGACGUGCCACAACAGCAAGGACGGGGGAUGCGAAUCCUGCCCACAGGGGCGUCAUGGCAAGAGGUGCCUUAAUGAGCAGACAUGUGGUCGGCCACCACCCUUAGAAAAUGGCUUUUAUGAAGGUUCUGACUGGGAGGAGGAAGAUCGUGUUCGUUAUUAUUGCAAGUAUCAGUGGAUACUUAGCGGAGAUUCCGAGCUGGUUUGCCAAAAUGGACGUUGGACAGGCAAGAUCCCGACAUGCAAAUUAAGCUGUGGGUCACCUCCUUAUUUAAGCACUGGUGAGUUCGGGGCCUCGAACUGGACGGAAGGAGCAAGGGCUUUUUAUCGGUGCCCAGAAAAGCUGGUAUAUGCAAGGAGAUGCGAUUCUCGUGUGCCGCAAUGCAAAAUGGAGAGGUCAAAUUCCAACGUGCUUAAAAGGCUGUGGUCCUCCACCAGAUAUACCUAACGGGCAUUAUGACGGUUCUAACUGGACAAACGGGGGGCGAGUGCGUUACAUCUGUAAAACAGGACGGUCCCUAAUUGGUGACCCGGAACUAAUCUGUGAUGGCAGUCGAUGGAUAGGUGUUGUGCCAUCAUGUGACUUAGGUUGCGGUCAACCACCUAAUCUUCACAAUGGGCGCUACGAAGGCAACAUUUGGAAUGAAGGUGACCGAGUACAGUAUUACUGUAACACUCAGUGGGUUUUUGUCUGGGGAUGCCGAAUUGGUGUGUCGGGACAGGCGUUGGACUGGAGUCAGACCCAACUGUGUUAUCACCUGUCCGUCACCGGAAGGAGGAAACAGAAACGUUCACCCUGUGAUGGCGACUUAUACGUCAACAACAACAGUGUCAAUAAGCUGUAAGCCCGGAUUCACAAGUGAUCUAAGUGGGCCAGUUUCUCUUACUUGCACAUCUAGUGGUACAUGGGACCGAUCCUAUCCAAGAUGUACAAAAAUCCUAGCAUCCACGGAGAUAGCAUGUUCGGUACCAGUUAGCCCAAAUAACGGCCGUGUUGUGGUACGGAACGGUCUGAAAGGCGUCUCCACAGGACAGCGGGCCGAGUUUAUAUGUGACAAAGGAUACACCUUGUCCGGAAUCGGAUUUUCUGUGUGCCGUGCAGAUGGGACAUGGUCUGUUGGUACCCCUCGAUGUAUUAAAGAAGUAACGUGCAUUGAUCCCGGAAUUCCUGAAAAUGGCCAACGUUCCACCAGACUACCUAGGCUUGGAAAUCACGUACGAAUCGGCGGUCUCAGAGGAGCAAGAUCAAGAUUACCAUUAGGCCAGAUGACACCUGUAUCGACCAGGAAUAAUACACAGCUGCCGUUGCCUACUAACCAGUUCGGGAUAUAUACUAUACUUUCAUAUUCCUGUAAUUCCACAUUCUACAAGCUUGAUGGUCCGAGCCAGCGCACGUGUCAAGCGUCAGGGGAAUGGUCGGGUAAACAGCCUUCGUGUCAACCAGUUUGUGGAAAACCUAACCGCCUGAAAUCAGCAACGAUAAUAAACGGAAAGGCGACCCGUCGGGGUGAUUGGCCGUGGCAAGCCUUUAUCGCUGUUCGCCAGUCGAAUGGCUUAUUCCUCGGAAUAUGUGCUGGAAGCAUCGUUAAUGAGCAGUGGGUUAUCACAGCCGCAGAUUGUGUCUCGAAUAAGCAACCAGCGGACGUCAAUGUUUACCUUGGGAAAUAUUUUAGAGAUUAUCAAAGGGACGACAACUCCGUCAGAAAAUUCGAGGUAGCCAGUAUCACAGUUCAUCCGAACUUCGACUCGCUGUACCUCGAUUUUGAUAUCGCCCUUCUGAAACUGUCUACCAAAGUAACAUUCACGGCUCGAAUAUCCCCUAUUUGCCUGCCAAGCUUUGAUUCCAAUGGUGAAAUGUUGGGCAAUUCUUUGAUAAACCCUGGUUCAGUUCUGACCAUCGCUGGAUGGGGAUACACGGAAAACGGAACGGUGUCGAAAGCUCUCCGUGUUGCGCAAGUCAAGACAAUCUCCAACGCAGAAUGUAAAAAUAAAUACUACAGCAGUGGCUUACUGGUCUCGGUCACUGAUAACAUGUUUUGUGCUGGACAAACCGAUGGAAAGACAGAUGCGUGUUAUGGAGAUUCUGGAGGGCCUGCUAUGGCGUUGUCUGGAACUCGUGACAACAGAAGUUGGCAUCUCGUGGGUAUGGUGAGCUGGGGGAGUCCUAUAAAAUGCGCCGUAGUCAAUCAGUAUGGCGGAUACACGCGGAUUUCGAGAUUUUUGAAGUUCAUUGCAGAUACGAUAGGAUCUAAAUACAAAACUGUGGGAUGAAGGAGAAGAUGGUGAAGUGGAGUACGAAUGUGCGGCGGAAGACUCAAGAAGGCAGCUGGGAAGAAGCGUUGUUGUGCUGUGUUUUGGUGUUUGUGGCGGUUUUGUAGUGUAUAUUCUGUGUUCCGAAUUCGGAAAGUAAAUGUGUAGUGGUUUUUACGCGUUUUGCAAAUACCACAUCAAAACAUUAUUCAUGGUGAAAUAUAUCUCAUGUUGUAUGUAAAGGAGUUCUCAUUGUUCACAUGAUGUCCUCCGUACGUGUUUGUGCCCAGCUAUAUACCUGUACUUUACUAACACUCAACAAAAGAAUUUUUUAUGCACCUCUGCGAUUCGUCACGAUAUCUUGAUCGUAAUCAACCACGACAUACUUACUCCCAUUUUGUUUGUGACAAAAACGCGCACAUACGAUUAAUGAAGAUGAUGUGAUGCACGUGUGAAGCUAGUAAGCUCGACAAAACCAGGAUUUAUUUAGAAUUACAGGCGUUUUUUUUCGCUCGAAGACUGGCGCUUGGCGGAGGAUAAGUGAACGAGGGCCGCCGUCGUAUAAGUGAAAUAUUCUUGAGUACGGCGUAAAACAACAAAUAAAUAAAUAAAUAAA